Molecule: messenger RNA, 1878 nt
Organism: Mycotypha africana
Lineage: Eukaryota; Fungi; Mucoromycota; Mucoromycetes; Mucorales; Mycotyphaceae
Product: peptidase S8/S53 domain-containing protein
Exons: 5
Biological process (GO): protein processing
Cellular component (GO): trans-Golgi network; Golgi membrane
Molecular function (GO): serine-type endopeptidase activity
Source: RefSeq, a predicted model, not a curated record
ACGUUUAUAUUCAAUGUCUCAUGCACUUUGUAUAAAAGAGAUUAUGAGAACAGACUUUAUUUUACAGUCAAAAUACCCGACUCAGCAUCAUCGUCAUUUCGUGUUGACUUUAUUACCAAUAUCACUGAAGUGACAAAGCUUCUCAAGGCAAGAUAUGAAGGACAAGUCGGUGAAUUACGACAAUAUCAUUGGAUAAGUGUUCCUUCAUGGCAUUCUUCCUCAACGCCGUUUAAACUAACUCGUAGACGGAUUACUCAUGAAGAAGUGAUGCAGCAAUUCGAUAACAAAAUCAAGCUGCACAAAAGGAAUACCUUAUUGACAAAUAAUAUCGAAUUGCAACCUCAAAUACCCGAAAGGCGACUAUUUAAACGUAUACCCGAACUCCCACUUUCACCCCUACUUGAAAAUGUACAAGAAGAGCAUCGAUUGAAUAGCAAUAUUGGAAAACUUAAAAUAUCGUUGAAUAUCGCAGAUCCGGCCUUUGAUCGGCAAUGGCAUUUGUUCAAUACAGAAGAAUUUGGAUAUGAUAUGAAUGUAACAGGUGUUUGGAGUCAAGGAAUUACAGGGGAAAACGUUAUUGUGGCUAUUGUUGAUGACGGAUUGGAGAUGGAGCAUGAAGAUCUGAGAGACAAUUAUUUUCCAGAGGGCUCUUUUGAUUUUAAUGAACACGUCAAAGAUCCCAAGCCUCGGCUUUCUGACGAUACGCAUGGAACACGGUGUGCUGGCGAAAUCGCUGCUGCAAAAAACGACAUUUGUGGGCUUGGUAUUGCAUAUAACGCCAAGGUAGCUGGCUUACGGAUUUUAUCCGGCGAUAUCACCCAAGCAGAUGAAGCGACGGCCAUCAACUACGGGUAUCAGCAAAAUCAUAUCUAUUCUUGCUCAUGGGGCCCACCCGACGAUGGGGAAUCAACAGAGGGUCCAAAAGGGAUUGUGCUUGAUGCGUUUAAAAAUGGCAUUCAAUAUGGCCGAAAUGGGUUGGGCUCCAUCUUUGUCUUUGCAUCCGGAAAUGGCGGCAGUUAUGGUGAUAAUUGUAAUUUUGAUGGUUAUACGAACAGUAUUUAUACAGUGACCGUAGGUGCAAUUGACAAACUGGGUAACCAUCCUUCGUAUGCUGAAAGAUGUGCAGCUCAACUGGUAGUGGCUUACUCAAGUGGCAGUGGAAGAUAUAUUUAUACAACGGAUGUAGGCGGUGAGCGUCAAUGCUCAGACCGUCAUGGUGGCACUUCUGCAGCGGCUCCUUUAGCAGCAGGUGUAUUCGCACUUGUCCUAUCUGUUCGCCCUGAUUUAUCUUGGCGUGAUAUACAGCAUCUUUGCGUACAAUCAGCUGUACCUAUAAAUUUAGAUGAUGAAGACUGGGCCGAAUUACCUUCUGGUCGAAUGUUUAACCAUAAAUACGGGUAUGGUGUUUUGGAUGCUUAUCGAAUUGUAGAGCUAGCAAAACAUUUUAAAACAGUGCGACCUCAAGUGAAUGUGGAAGUCGAAUCAUCGUUAGAUAAGCAGCAAGAACAGGCACAGAAGACAUACAAAAGUGAUGUCUUUGUAACUCAAGAAAUGAUUGAUGAAUCAGGCCUUUCUAGCCUCGAACACGUUACUGCUACUGUUACUAUGAAGCAUCAUCGACGUGGCGAUUUCGAGAUUCUGUUAUCCAGUCCAAACGGUGUCGUUAGCCAGUUGGGUACGCCAAGGCCCCAUGAUAAAAGUGAAUCAGGAUUGAAAAGCUGGACUUUCAUGACUGUCAAGCAUUGGGAUGAGAAUCCUAUCGUAGGCAACUGGACACUUCUCAUAAAGGAUGCCGUCCAAGAAGACGUGUCCUUACUAAACGAUGACACCGUGCAUUGGAAAUUGACCUUAUGGGGUGAAAUAGUGGACAGUUAUAAC